Molecule: messenger RNA, 1579 nt
Organism: Loa loa (African eye worm)
Lineage: Eukaryota; Metazoa; Nematoda; Chromadorea; Rhabditida; Onchocercidae
Product: F-box domain-containing protein
Exons: 5
Coding region: 240-1154 (304 amino acids)
Molecular function (GO): protein binding
Source: RefSeq, a predicted model, not a curated record
UGCGAUUGCUAAAUGGAUUAAUGUCAUUAAUGCUACUGCUUAUAAGUAGCCGUUUGUUAUCUCUUCAUUAACAUUAACAGCACUUCUGGGAUCGAUGGUUUUUCCCACUGGUUUUUUUUCAUAGUAAUAAUUUCAUUCAGUGAAACGUUCAAUUCCCUGAUAAAUGGAAAUUUGUAUAUUGUUUCCUUUGCUUUUUUGGCACAGCAGUACUUCUAGCGCAAUAACAGUGGUGAAGCAGAAUGAAUAAAUUACCGGAGGAGAUGCUAAGAGCCGUCUUUGUUUACUUGCCAGGGUCAGAUCUUCUGCCGGUAUCCCUUACAUGUCGCCGGUGGUUUAAUUUAUUAAAGGAUUCUGUCCCAAGUAUCAGUGCUAUCCACAUUUCUCUGGAUAUAUCGGCUUGUUCAACUCGUCUUCUAGAAGCAUCCCUAUCGGAAGCAGCUCUUGCGGUAUGUUUAUGUCCCGGACAUGCGCAAAAACACGCUGUUCUAUUACAAUCACUGUUUGAAGCUGCUGGUAAACAGCUUGCAACUUUAGCUGUCGAGGAUAAUCUUAUACCAAAGGAAGGAAUGGAGACCCAAAUUCCGGAUAUGACUGUUCACGCACUGCUUAACAGUAUGCCGAAGUGCUUACGGGCUUUACAUUUCCAGGGCGUUGAUUUCUCGAAAGUUAGACCAUGGACAUUUGCGCUACUCGUAAAAUUUAAAUCCUUAGAAGAACUGUAUAUACUGGAUGCAGUGCUCCCAAUUGACAAUGAAUCUUUGUUCGCUAGAAUGAUUUCUCCAUCGUUCGAUACCUUAACAAACAUUUCUGUUACUAAUAAUGCGCAGAUCACGGAUAAGUUCGUGUCUACACUGGCGCGACGUUGUCCCAUCUUGCAAACCGUAAAUUUGAAUGGAUGUAAGCGUAUUACUUCAUUAUCUGUGCUUGCUUUUGCUGAAAAUGCGUCGCAUCGAAUUACGGAACUAACGUUUAUUCAUGUCCAGGCAACGAUGUUUAAUCCUAACUUGCUGCAACGAUAUUUGUCAUCACCACUACUAACUGGUGGAAAUUACUGGAGAGCAAAUGCCCUGAAACUGGAAAUAGGAUUUCAGCAUGAUGCAAUUUGUUUGGAGAAUAUUUGUCGCACCAAUUUGUCCAUAAUCGUCUUUAUUUGACGGAUCUCGAAACCGAGCACAUCGUGACAUUGUUCAUAUUCCUUCCAUAAUAAAGUGAAACUUUUUUUUUGCUCCAGAUCACCGCUUUUUCUGAUAAAGAAGUAGAUUUCUAGUUUUCUGGUUUCUUUUUCUCUGUAUUUUGUUUUGCACUUUUUUUUGCAGUUAGCUCUGCUCUUUUAUCGCAUUCAUGUUUCCAUCGCUUAAACACGUAUUUAUUUUUACCGUGAAAUACAAAAUCUAUCGUUGUAAUUCCUCGGCAAUAUCUAGUAAUAUGAGAAACAUUAUGUUUCAUUAUUGUUAAAUUAAAUGCCAACUUUCAAUUUUCCAAAAAAAAAUAAAACUCACCAAAAAUAUAUUUACAGUAUUCAUGUGGGACUGCUACAUUAUCAUAGCACGGUUCUAAUGAAUACGUAAAAGCAAUUCCG